AUGUCAUUUGCACCCAGUUUUCCAACAAUUGACCGUACUUUAAGAUCAGUUUUUGUUGGAAAUAUACCGUAUGAGGCCACAGAAGAACAACUUAAAGAGUUAUUCUCUGAAGUUGGACCAAUACUUUCAUUUAGAUUGGUUUAUGACAGAGAUACAGGAAAGCCAAAGGGUUAUGGAUUUUGUGAGUAUAAAGAUCAAGAAACAGCAAUGUCUGCUAUGAGAAAUCUAUCUAAUAUUGAACUAAAUGGAAGGGUUUUAAGGGUAGAUACAGCAACAAAUGAAAAGAAUAGGGAGGAAAUAAAACAAUUUAGUCAACAACCAUUUAUGCAAAUGCCACCAACAUCUCAUAAUUAUCCAUCAAACAAUCAAUUUAAUAUGCCAAUAUCUGCUAAUCAUUCCUUUCCACCUCCUAAUAUGUUGUCAAAUACAACUUUUACUAACAAUAUGAUGCCUCCUCCUAUACCUUCAACAUUGAACAAGCAAAAUAUAAACAUGGAUAGCAUAAAUUUUAAAAAUAAUUCUACCCUUAAUACUAAUAUAAGUAAUGAUAAAGUUGUUAAAACUAACAAUGAACAAAGUAAUAUAAAGGUUGAAAAUGCACCUGAAGCCAUUACUAAAGCAGUUGCAAGCUUACCCCCUGAACAAAUGUUUGAACUUAUGAAACAAAUAAAAGCUUGCAUAAAGAAUAAUUAUAAUGAAGCUAGAAACAUGCUUUUACAAAAUCCACAAUUAGCUUAUGCUUUGCUUCAGGCUCAAAUUAUGAUGGGCCUGAUUGAUUCCAAGACAGCAUCUAGUUUACUUCACAAAGAUGGAAAUUUUUCGCAAGCUAAUAAUUUGCCAGCUCAAUUAACUGCUUCUCAAAAUGUCUCAAUUGUAAAUGGCAACUACUCAGCAACUCCAAUAUAUAAUAAUUUUAUAAAUCCACCAAAUACAAAUCCAAUUAUAUAUCCAAGUCUUGUCGUGCCUCCGCCUGACUUUAAUACAAAGCCACUUAUGAAUAUAAUCCAACCUCCUCCAUUUCUUUUAAAUCAAAAAAUGGCUAGUGUCACUCAAACAACCUCCGAAACAUUGGUUGCAACUAGCAUUAAAAUUGAACCUGAUAUUUCUGGUUCUAAUACGAAUGAAGAUAUGACGGAUUUGUUUCCAGGAUUUGGUGGUAGCGAUAUAGAUAUGCGAUCUGCUGGGAAAAGGCAUCUCCAACAAAAUUAUACUCAGCCACCUGAAAGUGUUAAUAGAGUUGAUAAUACAUCUGACUCUAAAAGGAACAAAGUGGACACUGACCACGUCAUCAAAAAUCAAGAUGAGAAAAGUCAACUUAUUCAGCAAGUGCUUAAGUUAACUGAUCAGCAAAUCGCUCUUCUUCCUCUUGAUCAACAAAAGAAUAUUCAAUUGCUAAAACAACAAUUGACCAAGACUUGUCAAGCAUAAAAUAGACUUGAUAUAUUUUGUUAAAUAUUCUUAAAACGGUCUCAAAAUAUUUAUUAUAUGUUAUGAAAAAAUAUAGUAUUUAGAGGA
This is a messenger RNA of Gordionus sp. m RMFG-2023, 1515 nucleotides long. RefSeq lists its product as uncharacterized. Gene Ontology annotation, biological process: mRNA 3'-end processing. Gene Ontology annotation, cellular component: mRNA cleavage and polyadenylation specificity factor complex. Gene Ontology annotation, molecular function: mRNA binding. The coding region runs from base 1 to 1428 and encodes 475 amino acids. The record is from RefSeq and is a predicted model, not a curated record. The transcript is spliced from 10 exons. NCBI's taxonomy places the organism in Eukaryota, Metazoa, Nematomorpha, Gordioida, Chordodea, Parachordodidae.